Messenger RNA from Fusarium proliferatum ET1, 1041 nucleotides. RefSeq lists its product as uncharacterized. Gene Ontology annotation, biological process: retrograde vesicle-mediated transport, Golgi to endoplasmic reticulum. Lineage: Eukaryota; Fungi; Ascomycota; Sordariomycetes; Hypocreales; Nectriaceae. Gene Ontology annotation, molecular function: SNAP receptor activity. The transcript has 3 exons. The record is from RefSeq and is a predicted model, not a curated record. Gene Ontology annotation, cellular component: SNARE complex; endoplasmic reticulum. The coding region runs from base 1 to 1041 and encodes 346 amino acids.
AUGGCGCGACUCUCACAUUCCACCGUACAUCCAAUUAAUAGAAGUGCAAUCGAUAUUGCAUCAGCAGAGCUGGGAACCCUGCUGCUGCGACUACAAAAGACCGUUCUUCAUACAGAUAGCGACCGCGAACGACGACUACGAUCGAGCGAAUUCGAAAGAGCACGGGUAGCAUCUAAUCUCGAAUAUGCACGAAACUCUUUGACGAAACUAGAACACGAUGCGCUUGGGAUUAAAGCGCCAGGUCGGAGGGCUGAAGUACAAAGUGAUUUGAACAGGAAGAGAGAGCUUCUAGAACUGCUACUGGAUCGGCUAGAAGACUUGAGACAAGUGGCAAUUGAGGAGGACGAAGAUGAUGAGAGUACCGACGGAGAAGAUAUCCUCUCAGAAAUAAUACCUACGCCGAGCGAUAGCAUGGUCGAUUCCAUAUCAACAGGCCAACCCACGGAAAGCUCAGGGCAAGAUGAUGAUGCCGAGUCAGAGCCCCCCGAGGCAACAACGAUACCAGUGACAACAGCCACAGUACCAGCGCCAGCAUCGACAACACCCCCUGACACGUCUACGACAUCGCAAGAGCACAAACAACAACCCACGCAAACAACGCAGAACCUAAGAUCAAGAGGUGCACCUUCAUCUCCAUCACCGCCUGCCCAUUCAACGGCACGCGCGGCGCUUUUCGCCAAUCGAAGCAAACCCUCCACUCCCCAAACAUCAACAGCAACGGCUGAAGCUUUACUUGACCAUCAACGAGCCGAACAGGAAGCCCUUUCAGAAUCGAUUCUUCAAAUGGCGAGUGCUCUAAAGUCAAGCUCACAACGAUUCUCAACAACUCUCGAGGCAGACAAGGACGUAGUGGCGCGUGCAGGCGAGGGAAUGGAUAAGACGGAACGGAGCAUGGAGGCGGCGAAGGGGCGAAUGGGUAUGCUCAAGAGGAUGACAGAAGGAAAGGGAUACUUUGGGAGACUACUCCUGUAUGCAUAUAUUGCUUUGCUUGCUGUGGCAUGCAUACUCGUGGUCUUUGUUUUGCCAAAGUUGAGGUUCUGA